AUGUCACCUAAUUUUUUAGGUUAUUCUAUUCCUUUUUUGAUUUUUUUUGUAUUUCUUCAUUUUUGGUCACUUUUAGUAGUUUUCACUGUUUUCAGCAAAGAAAACAUUAUAAUUUAAACUUUCUUUUACUUUUUCGGCCCAAUCCACAAAAAAAUAGGCAUUUUUAAGGCGUAUCCUCUUGCUAUAUAAUUAGCUUAUUGAAAUACAUAAGUUCUAAAGUGAAAUCAAAUGGAAGUAAAACAAGGAAAUAGCGAGGAAACAUGUAAAAUAGAAAUAGAAGAGUCUAAUGACUUAGAUGAUGCUCUUUUGGAUGGAUUUAAAUGUGAAAUUCAGGAAGAUUCUAAUAGGCAAAAUACUACUUAUGACACAUAUGAUUAUUUAGACUUAAAGGAACAUCCUAUAAAUACUGAAAUACAACAUGAAAAUAAGCUUAACCCAUUUGAAGAAAACCAAAAAACUGAAAAAGGUUAUCUAGAAGAGGAAAACAAAAUGGAAUUUGUGGAGACACUAAUUGAACAUUCAUCUUACGAAGCAAAUUAUAUAAGUCCACAGGCUGAAGGAAAAACAUUAAAUCAAAAUAUAAAAGUUACGUCUGGAGAAAAACCUUACAAGUGUGAACAAAGUUUGAAGCAGUUUUCCCAGAAAAGUAAAUUGGGAAAUCAUUUAAGAAUGAACAGUGGAGAUAAACCUUACACAUGUGAAAUUUGCUUUAAACAGUUUGGUGUCGCACAGGUUUUAAAACAACAUAUAAGAACACACACUGGAGAAAAACCUUACAAGUGUGAAAUUUGUUUUAAACAGUUUACCCAAGCAGGUUCAUUGAAAACACAUUUAAGUGUGCACACUGGGGAAAAACCUUACAAGUGUAAAAUUUGUUUUAAACAGUUUAGCCAAGCAGGUUCGUUAAAAACACAUUUGAAAGUGCACACUGGGAAAAAAACUUACAAGUGUGAGUUGUGUUUUAAGCAGUUUUCUCGAAUUUACAGGUUCAAGAAUCAUUUAAGGGUGCACACAGGAGAAAAUCCUUACAAGUGUGAAAUUUGUUUUAAACAGUUAAGAGGAGUAGGUUCUUUGAAAAAUCAUUUGAGAGUGCAUACUGGAGAAACACCUUAUAAGUGUGAAAUUUGUUUUAAACAGUUUAACCAAGCAACUUCAUUGAAAACACAUUUGAGCGUGCACACUGGGGAAAAACCUUACACAUGUGAAAUUUGUUGUAAACAGUUUAGCCAAGCAGGUUCGUUGAAAACACAUUUGACAGUGCAUACUGGGGAAAAACCUUACAAGUGUAAAAUUUGUUUUAAACUGUUUAGCCAAGUAGGUUCAUUGAAGACACAUUUGAGCGUGCACACAGGGGUAAAACCUUACAAGUGUGAAAUUUGUUUUAAACUGUUUAGCCAAGCAGGUUUAUUGAAAACACAUUUGAGAGUGCAUACUGGGGAAAAACCUUACAAGUGUGAAAUUUGUUUAAAGCAGUUAAAAGGAUUAAGUACUUUAAAAAAUCAUUUGAGGCUGCACACUGGAGAAACACCUUACAAGUGUGAAAUUUGUUUUAAACUGUUUAGCCAAGUAGGUUCAUUGAAGACACAUUUGAGUGUGCACACAGGGGUAAAACCUUACAAGUGUGAAAUUUGUUUUAAACUGUUUAGCCAAGCAGGUUCAUUGAAAACACAUUUGAGAGUGCAUACUGGGGAAAAACCUUACAAGUGUAAAUUUUGUUUUAAACAGUAUAGCCAAGUAGGUUCUUUGAAACAACAUUUGAGAAGAUUGCACACUGGUGAAAAAAUGUACAAGUGUGAGACAGUUUCAAGCUAGUGCUCUGAAACUACAUAUAAGAUCACAUACUGGAGAAAAAUCAUAGAAGUUUGAACAGUGUUUUGAAUGGAGGUAAUAUUUGGUGUAUAGCGUUAUUGUAAUAAAGCUGAUAAAUUGUGCAACAAAAUCAAAUG
Diabrotica balteata is the source of this 1946-nucleotide messenger RNA. NCBI's taxonomy places the organism in Eukaryota, Metazoa, Arthropoda, Insecta, Coleoptera, Chrysomelidae. The record is from the annotation of a GenBank genome assembly.